UUUCCCGUCCAGAGGAGGUAAAAUCCAAGUUAGCAGGAAUAGACUUGGCCGAGGAAUAAUGCUGAGGUGAACCCGAGCUCCUGGUGCGACCCAGCGGCAACCAUCAAGUCGAUCUGCCCCCUUUCCGGGGCUGGCUGAGCAUCCGGAGGCUUAGCAUGCGGACUCUGCUGUAGACGGCCGUGAGCAAGAGAGACACAGCUCUGCUGAGUGGUGCUGGCCUUCCACCAGAAACGAGGUAAACAGUUGCAGGAUAAAGGCAGAGAGGUGUCCUCCAUCUUGAAGACUCAGCCACUGCCCCGUCGAAAUCCCGAACUCCGAACUAUAGAGCGGCAAGAAGUGCAUCUGAGCGGUGAAAAUAGAUGUCACAGACUUCAUAGCUUUGCUCAGACUUACUGGAGUCAACAUAGAACCCUUUGAGGACUCGACCUUACAGGUCUUCCUGUCAAACAAGCCUGACUGGUUUCUAACAUGCCAGCGUGGUUUACUGACUGUCAUUUAACGUGCUCAAGAGUGCUUCGUGAGCCGGGACCGUAAGGGACCCAGUGGAGGCGACCGGAUGCAGACUUGAGGCACUCAACUUGCCCAGACCGCGGACUGAAGUCUUGGCAGUUAGGACACCGGAGUCUGUGUCCGUGGACUUUCAACCCUGUUGGCGGUGGGUGAUUGUCGGAGGAACCCGAUGUAGGAUGCCAGCUGCUUAAGCUCCCUCUCGGACGAGAUGGAAGAAAAAGAGCUGGAAGGUCCCAACUCUGCGUCCGAGAAGCGCUAUUUCCCAGAAUCCCUUGAUUCCAGCGAUGGGGAUGAGGAGGGGGUUUUGGCCUGCGAGGACUUGGAACUUAACCCUUUUGAUGGAUUGCCUUAUUCGUCACGUUAUUACAAACUGCUAAAAGAAAGAGAGGAUCUGCCAAUAUGGAAAGAAAAAUACUCCUUUAUGGAGAAUCUGCUUCAAAAUCAAAUUGUGAUCGUUUCAGGAGAUGCUAAAUGCGGCAAGAGCUCUCAGGUUCCCCAGUGGUGCGCCGAGUACUGCCUGUCCGUCCGCUACCAGCACGGGGGCGUGGUGUGCACGCAGGUCCGCCCCCAGAGCGCCGUGCAGCUCGCCCUGCGGGUGGCAGACGAGAUGGACGUUAACAUCGGGCACGAAGUCGGCUACGUGAUCCCCUUCCCCACCGAGACCAUCCGGAGGUACUGCACCGACGGCAUGUUGCAGAGGGAGAUGAUGUCCAGUCCGUUUCUGGGUAGCUACGGGGUCAUCGUCUUAGACGACGUCCACGAAAGAAGCAUUGCCACGGAUGUGUUACUUGGCCUUCUUAAGGACGUUUUAAUGGCGAGACCCGAACUGAAGCUUAUAAUUAACUCCUCCCCUCACCUGAUCAGCAGACUCAUGUCUUACUACGGAAACGUGCCUCUCAUAGAAGUGAAGAAGCAGCACCCCGUGGAGGUUGUGUACCUGAGCGGGGCCCAGAAGGAGUCUUUUGAGUCCAUUUUACGCCUUAUCUUUGAAAUUCACCAGUCUGGUGAGAAGGGAGACAUUGUGGUCUUUCUGGCCUGUGAACAAGAUAUUGAAAAGGCCUAUGAAAUGGUCUGUCAAGAAGGAUCUAACUUGAACCCAGAUCUAGGGGAGCUGGUGGUGGUUCCUCUGUACCCAGAAGAGAAAUGUGCGUUGUUCAAGCCAAAUGAGGAAACAGAAAAAAGAUGCCAAGUUUAUCAGAGGAGAGUGGUACUAACCACUAGCUCUGGAGAGUCUUUGAUCUGGAGUAACACAGUCAAAUUUGUCAUCGACGUGGGUGUGGAAAGGAGGAAGGUGUACAACCCUAGAAUCAGAGCGAACUCACUUGUCACGCAGCCCAUCAGCCAAAGCCAAGCGGAGAUACGCAAGCAGAUUGUCGGUUCGUCUUCUCCAGGAAAACUCUUCCGUCUGUACUCUGAGGAGUUCGCCUCCAAAGACAUGCGGCCGCUCAAGCCAGCCGAGAUGCAGGAGGCGAACCUGACCAGCAUGGUGCUGUUCGUGAAGAGAAUAGACAUCGCGGGCUUAGGCCACUGUGACUUCAUCAACAGACCAGCGCCGGAAAGUCUGAUGCAGGCUCUGGAAGACUUGGACUACCUGGCGGCGCUGGACAAUGACGGGAAUCUCUCUGAGUUCGGGAUCAUCAUGUCGGAGUUUCCUCUUGACCCCCAACUCUCAAAGUCGAUCUUAGCGUCCUGUGAAUUCGACUGCGUAGAGGAGAUGCUGACGAUCGCCGCCAUGGUGACAGCUCCCAAUUGCUUUUCUAAUCUGCCGCGUGGAGCUGAGGAGGCUGCCUUGACUUGUUGGAAGACAUUUUUACAUCCUGAAGGAGAUCACUUUACCCUCAUCAACAUUUACAAGGCCUACCAGGACACGGCUCUGAAUUCCACCAGCGAACACUGUGUUGAAAAGUGGUGUCACGAUUACUUCCUCAACUGCUGCGCACUCAGGAUGGCGGAUGUCAUCCGAGCUGAACUCUUAGAAAUUGUCAAGCGAAUCGAGCUUCCCUGCGCAGAACCUGCUUUUGGCUCCAAGGAAAACGCUCUGAACAUAAAGAAAGCUCUUCUGUCCGGCUACUUCAUGCAGAUUGCUCGGGACGUGGACGGAUCGGGUAACUACCUGAUGCUGACCCACAAGCAGGUUGCCCAGCUGCACCCCCGGUCCGGUUACUCCAUCACCAAGAAGAUGCCAGAGUGGGUUCUCUUCCACAAGUUCAGCAUAGCAGAGAACAACUACAUCAGGAUUACCUCAGAAAUUUCUCCUGAACUGUAGAAGUUUAUGCUGGCACCAAUCUGCAUUUCCAUGGAGAGUACUUACUAAUGGCAGGUCUCUGUGGAUGAUUAUCUAAACGUUCCUGCCUUUGAGAACACAGCAUAAACUAUGCAGCGCAGAGGGGCGCCUGGCUGGCUCCAUGGUGGAGUAUGCAGCUCUUGAUCUUGGGGUCAUGAGUUUAAGCCCCACGUUAGGUGUGGAGAUUACUUUAAAAAAAAAAAUUUUUUAAAGAACACAGUGUCGAGGUACAAAACAAAGUAUAAAGUAUCUUAAGAGGAACAAAAAGCUGCAGAGAAGUAGUGUUUGCAGGCGGAAACCUGAGGAGGAACGGCUUCGCCACCGCUCGGAACGGAUGUGCCGAGACCGGAGCUGGUGGGGAAGGAAGGGGUGAAGGGGGGAGGUGGAAGACGGGCAGGCACCCAGAGGUGGAGGGCUUCCGGGCCACACGAGAGUUUGGAAUUUAUCCUAAGUGCAGUAGGAACCGACUAGAGAGUUUUAAGCAGGAGUGCAUCCUCUCCCGGGUGCUACUGCAGAUGCUGGGUCCACCUGAACGUACACUUGGACCCGGACAGAGUGACGUGCGAGGCAGGAACCCAAAGUAGCCAGUGGCUGGGUGCGGAGUGGCAUCAGUUAAUAAGAGGAGGAGGCAAAGAUACUCCCUCUCUUACUCACCCG
Molecule: messenger RNA, 3451 nt
Organism: Herpailurus yagouaroundi (jaguarundi)
Lineage: Eukaryota; Metazoa; Chordata; Mammalia; Carnivora; Felidae
Gene: DHX32
Product: DEAH-box helicase 32 (putative)
Exons: 15
Coding region: 719-2776 (685 amino acids)
Cellular component (GO): intracellular anatomical structure; spliceosomal complex
Molecular function (GO): RNA binding; helicase activity
Source: RefSeq, a predicted model, not a curated record